This is a messenger RNA of Limanda limanda (common dab), 3550 nucleotides long. It is a transcript of the gene tle2a, whose product is annotated as TLE family member 2, transcriptional corepressor a. The record is from RefSeq and is a predicted model, not a curated record. Bases 102 to 2462 code for a protein of 786 amino acids. Gene Ontology annotation, molecular function: protein binding; transcription corepressor activity. Gene Ontology annotation, biological process: negative regulation of canonical Wnt signaling pathway; regulation of DNA-templated transcription. Lineage: Eukaryota; Metazoa; Chordata; Actinopteri; Pleuronectiformes; Pleuronectidae. The transcript has 20 exons. Gene Ontology annotation, cellular component: nucleus; transcription regulator complex.
GACGAGGCUCUCCGCUCCGAAAGAGAAGAAGAAGAAGAAAGAGAAGAAGGAGGAAGGAAGAAGAGAGAAGAAACACUGAGAGGCUCAAGUCGGCGGCUACAAUGUUUCCCCAAAACCGACCACCGGCACCUUUGCAGCCACCCCCUGGGUCCUCUGUCUCAGUGGUGGCAGCUGCUGCUGCAGCAGCGGCGGCAGCAUCGGGGGCGCCCCAGUCACUGAAACUAACCUACCCAGAAACCCUGGACCGCAUCAAGGAGGAGUUUCAGUUCCUGCAGACCCAGUACCACAGUUUGAAAAUGGAGUGUGAGAAACUGUCUACAGAGAAGACUGAGAUUCAGAGACACUAUGUUAUGUAUUAUGAGAUGUCCUAUGGCCUUAACAUUGAAAUGCACAAACAGACGGAGAUUGCCAAGCGGUUGAACGUGAUCUGUGCUCAGCUCAUCCCAUUUCUGUCACCGGAGCACCAACAACAGGUGGUCCAGGCCAUGGAACGCGCCAAACAGGUGACCAUGGGGGAGCUAAAUGCUUCGAUAGGGCAACAGCUUCAGGCUCAGCACCUUUCCCAGCAUGUCCAGGGUUUGCAAAUGGGCCCCCACCCAUCAGGACUGACCCACCCCGGCUUGGCGCUUGGCGGAGGAUCCAGCCUGCUGGCCCUGUCCGGGGCUCUGGGGGCUCAGUUGGCUGCCAAGGAUGAGAGAGCCCACCUAGAGGCAGCCGCGGCCGCUGCUGCUGCUGCAGAGCACCACCGAGACCGUGAAGCAGGACCAAGCUCGCUGUCCAACGGGGAUAAGGGUCGCUCGGCAGACUACCUUAGCAACGGCAAGAAGAGGAAAGCAGAAGAGAAGGAGUUCAUGACGGACUAUGGCAGCGAUGCAGACAAGAGUGAUGAUAAUUUGGUGGUGGAUGAGGACCCGUCGUCCCCCCGCAGCGUGCAGUCCUACUCGUCCAGAGAGAACGGUUUGGACAAGAUGCCCCAGUCUCGUAAGGAGGGUCCACCGCAGGCCAGCCCCACCUCCCUGGCCUCCUCCAGCAGCGCCCCCUCCCCCUCCCGCGGCAAAGAGCCCCCACAGAGGGAGAAAUCCAGCACUCCAGGUAUGAAGCCAGGGACCCCCAUGUCUCAAGAGUCCAACACCCCAGGACCCAGCGGCCCUCCGCAGUUCAGACCGAUCCCGGGCAAACCUGGUGUCGACCCCCUCGCUCUGGGUCUCAGGAACCCUCUGGCGGUGCAGGGAGCGUACCCUCCGGGGGCGUUUGGCCUGCCGCCUCCGGGGGUGAAUGGGGACCUGCCCGGGGCGGGGGGCUACGGCGCCGGCCUCCACUUGGUUUCCCCCCAGAUGAACGGAGCUGCAGCAGCAGCGGCGGCGGCAGCUGCUGCCGCUGGCUACGGACGGUCCCCUGGGGUGGGCUACGAAUCUCCACACCCACACAUGAGGGUCCCUGGGCUUCCUGCCAGCCUGCAGGCAGCUGCCUCCGGAAAGCCCGCCUACUCGUUCCAUGUGAGCGCAGACGGCCAGAUGCAGCCGGUGCCCUUCCCCCCCGACGCCUUGCUGGGCCCGGGAAUCCCUCGCCACGCACGCCAGAUCCACACCCUAAACCACGGGGAGGUGGUGUGCGCCGUCACCAUCAGCACCUCCACACGCCACGUCUACACCGGAGGGAAGGGCUGCGUCAAGGUGUGGGACAUCAGCCAGCCGGGCAGCAAGAGCCCCAUGGCCCAGCUGGACUGUCUGAACAGGGACAACUAUAUCCGCUCCUGCAAGCUGCUGUCGGACGGCCGAACCCUGAUCGUGGGCGGCGAGGCCAGCACGCUGUCCAUCUGGGAUUUGGCCACGCCCACCCCCCGCAUCAAGGCGGAGCUGACCUCCUCCGCCCCCGCCUGCUACGCUCUGGCCAUCUCCCCCGACAACAAGGUCUGCUUCUCCUGCUGCAGCGACGGCAACAUCGUCGUCUGGGACCUUCACAACCAGACGCUGGUCAGGCAGUUCCAGGGCCACACGGACGGAGCGAGCUGCAUCGACAUCUCCAACGACGGCACCAAGCUGUGGACGGGGGGGCUGGACAACACGGUGCGCUGCUGGGACCUCCGAGAGGGACGGCAGCUGCAGCAGCAUGACUUCACCUCGCAGAUCUUCUCUCUGGGCUACUGUCCCACGGGCGAGUGGCUGGCUGUGGGAAUGGAGAGCAGCAAUGUGGAAGUGCUGCACGUCUCCAAACCUGACAAGUACCAGCUGCACCUCCACGAGAGCUGCGUCCUCUCCCUCAAGUUUGCCUACUGCGGUAAAUGGUUCGUGAGCACGGGCAAAGAUAACCUGCUGAAUGCAUGGAGGACACCUUACGGAUCCAGCAUAUUCCAGUCCAAGGAGUCUUCGUCGGUUCUCAGCUGCGACAUCUCCCCCGACGACCAGUUCAUCGUCACCGGCUCCGGGGACAAGAAGGCCACAGUCUACGAAGUCAUCUACUGAGCUCCCAAUGGCCGAAGAAUUUAAACUAAUAAUCGGGGGGGGCGGAGCCAAAGCUCCCUCCUGCACCAAUGACUGUACAGAGCGUCGGUGGCAUGGGAAACAAGAGACACUCAACUCGUACUUUGUUGUUUUGUUUACGUUUGUGAAAGAAAUGAGAGAGAGAGAGAGAGAAGCGAGGGGGCACAAAGUCACAUCUCUGGAAAAAAGACAAACAAACUUUGAACUUUGUUUUUAAUGCUCUGAGAACGCUGGUUAGUCUAUAGCUGCGCAAAUGUGGGAUUCCUCCAAAGAACUUCUUGUUUUGUUCCUUUUUUUUCUCCCUUUUUUUAACAAAAUAAAACCUCUGUAGUAAACAAGAAAUUAGCAAAACUUAUUUUUUUAGCCUUUGAAUUUUUCGCAAAACUGUUGGACGGCACCACGAGGAGAAAGACACACGGGAAUGAAGAAGUGUGGGGAGGAAACUUGUCAUGAAAAAUACAGUCCAUAUUCUGCUCUGUGUUUUAAUAAAAUAAGAAUAAAAAAAAAGUCCCAGGCCGGCUGAGCUUGGAGCAGUCUGGCCCGGUCUGGCCUGGUCCGCAGAACGUGGCUGCUCCUCGGGGCAGCAGAUGUGUGGCAGAUGGUUUGUUGUGAGGUUCCAGCUUUUUUUUCUUCUUCUUCUUCUUCUCCUGGUUAAGUUUUUAGCAGCAACAUGAUUGUAUCAUCUGCAGAACAUACAUGACCCAACACGGCUCGGUUUCCUCUCCAGCGUCCUGAGACUCGGUUUGUUUUUGUUCCUGUUGAUGUUGUUUUUUUUCUAUUACUAAAGAACAAAGAUGAGGAUCUGGGGAUGUUUUUUUAAGGAAACCAGCCCGGAACAAAAAGAAAGAAAAACUCACUACCCAGAGGACAGAAAGCUGAAGUUGAUUCAAACAUCUCUCAACAAGUUCUCCCCCCCCCCCUUCCAGUGUCGGUGACGUGGCCUCUCCAACGCGAUCUUCAUCUUUAACACUCAACAUUAAAUGUGAUUUUCUAUUGUAUUUGUUAGGGAACAUAUAGGCAGACUGGGAUUUUAACAACUGCAUCAUGAUGAACCUUGAACCUUGCUAUAU